Drosophila kikkawai is the source of this 1499-nucleotide messenger RNA. It is a transcript of the gene TyrRS-m, whose product is annotated as Tyrosine--tRNA ligase, mitochondrial. Gene Ontology annotation, cellular component: cytosol; mitochondrion. Gene Ontology annotation, biological process: tyrosyl-tRNA aminoacylation. Gene Ontology annotation, molecular function: RNA binding; tyrosine-tRNA ligase activity; ATP binding. NCBI's taxonomy places the organism in Eukaryota, Metazoa, Arthropoda, Insecta, Diptera, Drosophilidae. The record is from RefSeq and is a predicted model, not a curated record.
GUCAGCUGUUCGAUUCCGCGAUUUACAAUUCCAACGGUUUUAGAUAUCUUUGCGUAAUGUUGCCUCUCCGGUGGAGUCUCCUAAAGCCGCUCCAGGAUGGCAUCCGUUUGAGCCGGCGCCACUUGGCUCAAAAGAACCUCCUGGAGCUGACGGAUCGGGGCUUUUUUCAAGGCAUUUUUCCGGACACAGCUGGGCCCAAGAUGAAGCAACUCUUCACCAGCGGCCAGCAGAGCAUAUACGCCGGAUUCGAUCCCACCGCCGACAGCCUGCACGUGGGCAAUCUGCUGGUGAUCAUGGGGCUGAUUCACUGCCAGCGAGCUGGCCACAGACCCAUCGCGUUGGUAGGUGGUGCCACAGGUUUGAUUGGGGAUCCCAGUGGCCGGAAAACAGAGCGCAACCAAUUGGGAGAGUCUGUCAUCGAUACCAAUUUGAAGGCCAUUAAACGGCAGUUGGAACAGGUUUUCGAAAACCAUGAGAAGUUCCUCUGGGACACGAGCAAAAACAAGUCGCCAUUGCCACCGCUGACGAUUGUCAACAAUGCCGAUUGGUACGCCAACCUGCAGCUCGUUGACUUUGUGGCCAACAUGGGACGGCAUUUUCGCAUGGGCUCCAUGCUCUCCCGGUCUUCGGUGCAGUCGCGCUUGGAGUCGGAGGACGGGAUGAGUUUCACUGAGUUCACCUACCAGAUAUUCCAGGCCUACGACUGGCUUCAUCUCCUACGCCGCCACAAUUGCUGCUUCCAAAUGGGUGGCUCCGACCAGACGGGAAACCUGAUGACGGGACACGAGCUAAUCAGCCGCGUGGAGCGUAAGGCCGAGGUCUUUGGCUUGACACUGCCCCUGGUGACCACUGAGGAGGGCGACAAGUUCGGCAAAUCGGCGGGCAAUGCUGUGUGGCUGGAUGGUAAUAAGACUUCGCCCUUUGCCCUGUAUCAGUUCUUCCUGCGGAUGCCGGAUUCCGAAGUGGAGAAGCUGCUGAAGCUGUUCACUUUUAUACCGCUGCAGGAGGUUGAGCAGCUGAUGCGGGAGCACACAAGGGAGCCGGAGAAGCGGAAAGCGCAGACACUCCUGGCUGAGGAUGUCACGCUGCUGGUGCAUGGAGAAAAUGGACUUAAGCAAGCGGAGAGGGUAACCAAUGCUCUGUACAAGGGCAAUGUCGAGGGAUUGGCGGAAUUAAACCUAGCCGAGAUCAAGCAAACCUUUCAGGGAGCCACCAUGGUGGAGCUGCUGACCGAGCCUGGGAUGUCCAUCCUGCAGUUGGCCAUGAAGGCCAAGUGCUUUCCCACCGAAAACGAUGCUGUGCGUAUUAUAAAUGCCGGUGGCUUCUACGUCAACCAAAAACGAGUUCAAAACAUCGCCGAGGUCCUCACCACCGGAAUACACAUCCUUCGGAACGGAGUCUCGCUGCUGCGUGUGGGAAAGCGUAACUUUUACAUCGUUCGCUGGCAGUGAAAACAACUUGUAAUUUGUGUUAAAUAAUAGUAGGUUCUUUUACAUUUA